CACCCCGGCUUGGAGGCAGCGGUGCCCCGUUGAGGCGAGCAGCGAGAGGCCGUGUCCCAAAUGGCAGUCUACUCCUCACACAUGUGCACUAUCGCUGUGAAAUAAUCAUUGCUUCUGCAUCCUAAGUAGUUCAGUAUUCAUUUAAAGCGGAGCUCUUUAGGAUUCGGCCGUGGUCUUUAGCCGGAGAUGGUUUUAGUUCGCAGUAAAUGAGCAAAAGCUGCAGUAGGCGCUAAUUUCAUGUUAUUUAGCUGAAAGUACGACAUGUUUAGAGACAUAUAACCCCAAAAUAAGAAUAGAAAGAGGAAGAUGCUUGUCGUGAGAAGCUAAAAUAAUUCUCCAUUAUUUUUAGCCAAGCUAGCUUCGUGGUUAACACGAUAUCAAUUUAGCCAAAUAACGCUAGCUAGCUAGUUUAGCUUGUAACAAUAACCGACCAGACAGCUCGUUAGGUCCUCGUGCUUCGUUUGCUGUGUAAUAUACGUGAGGAGAUUAAUGCUAAAAUAUUAACGUUGUACUGUAAAAAAACAGCGCACUCAGGAAAGUGAAAGCUUUAGACGAGGUCCGGUACGAUUCAGUCGCUGGUACUGUGACGUCAUCGGCGGUACCGUGUGAUACCGGGAAUUACUGUUAUCGCUGUGUGAAUUAAACUUCAGUCAUGUCGAAGGUGGAGCGUCUGAAUGCUCGGGUCAGUAAGCUGCUGGCGGUGGCGGUGCAGGAGGUGCUGGAGGCCGUGAGGGAGACGGUGUCCGAGUAUCAGGAGAAAACGGCUCGGACUCAGAGGGAGAACGAGCGACUGAGGCGACGGUUACAGGAGCUGCAGGAGCUCACGUCCAACAGACACUCCGGUACAGAGGAAGCCGUUAACCAUAAUGUAGUGAAACUGACCGAAUCAGAUUCUUUAUUAAGCGGACGAAACAACGUCACUCAGAAGGACGACGAGGUCAAGCAUGAGACGGGAACUGACAAAGAUGGACCACACACAAGUCCUGUGGUUUCUCACGUCGUGCAUUCAUCUCAGCCUUGCUUUGAAGCUUCAGAGCCAAAAGUUCCAACCACUCCAUCGCAAUUCAGUCUCCGAGCCGAGGUCUCAAUGUCGCACUACAUUUCCCAUAAUGCACCAUCACCUGAACCAACAAAGCACGUAGCUACAGAUCACACACUGAGUGUAAUCAAAACCGAAGCGGAAAGUGAGGAGUAUCACAAUUACGCUUCACAAACUUUAAUUUACCAAACAGAGCAGAUGACGCAGAGCACGCCGCCGUCCUGCGCCAUCGUCCCGUUUGCACUCAACGGCUCUUUACAGAGACUCAUGACUGAAGACAUGGAGCAGAUCGGCGCCGUUUUAGACAGCACAGAGGCGGGACGUGACGAGCUGUUAAACGGUUUAUCGUACCGGAGGAGUGGGUGUGGCUUCCGCGUGCGGCGGGCGGAGAAGCGCUUCUGCUGUGCACUCUGCGGCCGCACUUUCAGCCACGCCGGCGACUUUAAGAAGCACAAGCGCGUACACACUGGCGAGAAGCCGUACCUGUGUACGCUGUGUGGGAAACGUUUCAGCCAGUCGGGGUAUCUGAAGAUCCAUCAGCGCUACCACACGGGAGAGAAACCGUACGCCUGCAGCACGUGUGGAAAACGCUUCAGCCACUCAAGCAAUUACAAAAAACACCAGCAGACUCACAUCGCCCAGAGUCUGGGUGCUAAUUUAGUUUAAGAGUAUAGGAGGUGUGUUUACUUGGACAUUUGGAGUCGGACUGAACAUAACAUACACGAUGCAAGACUGGAUUGGUGUCACAGUGGAGGUUUAUUUUGUUUUGUUUUGUUUUUACUCAGCGUGCCGGCUUUCUUCACAGCGCUGUCUUUUUCAGAUUAUGACCGCAGUGUGACAAAUGCUGACAUUUUAAGAGAUUUUAUGAAAAAGUCUUUCUAAGAAAGAAAAAAAUUAGGGGAUUUGAGCUUUUUGUUUCUUUUUGAGUUUUGUUGUAUAUACAAGGAUGUACAAUGAUUUUGUAAUAAAUUUUUCCUUUCAUUUUCACAA
Messenger RNA from Pangasianodon hypophthalmus (striped catfish), 2029 nucleotides. RefSeq names its product zinc finger protein 287. Gene Ontology annotation, molecular function: DNA-binding transcription factor activity, RNA polymerase II-specific; RNA polymerase II cis-regulatory region sequence-specific DNA binding. The transcript is spliced from 2 exons. Gene Ontology annotation, cellular component: nucleus. NCBI's taxonomy places the organism in Eukaryota, Metazoa, Chordata, Actinopteri, Siluriformes, Pangasiidae. Gene Ontology annotation, biological process: regulation of transcription by RNA polymerase II; central nervous system development. The coding region runs from base 653 to 1705 and encodes 350 amino acids. The record is from RefSeq and is a predicted model, not a curated record.